Molecule: messenger RNA, 903 nt
Organism: Nelumbo nucifera (sacred lotus)
Lineage: Eukaryota; Viridiplantae; Streptophyta; Magnoliopsida; Proteales; Nelumbonaceae
Source: RefSeq, a predicted model, not a curated record
AUGGAGGGGUGCACCUGGAGCAAUGCUUUAAAAGGCAUGGGAGGCAUAUGCCCGGAGGCGUGCCUCCAGGUGAGGCACCCUCACAAUGCCCUCAGGCACAUGUUGGAGGUGUUGAUGCUUCUGAGGCGCCUGGAUUCUUUGGUUUUUGUCAUUCCAACAAUAUGUUUUUCUCUGUAUAUUCCUUCUUCCUUCUCUGUUUUGGUUAUGUUUGGCACCAAUUCUUUCCAACUGGACUAUGUUGCUCUUCAUGACAAGUACGUGGAGAGAGGAGCCAAUGUAUACUUAAGUGGGUUAAGAGAGAAGUAUUUUGGGGAAAUUUUCUUAAGUGCCUCUUUUUCUCUUGGAGGAGUGUUGUCAUCAGGAUUACUAAAUUCCUUUUCAAAAGUACCAAAACAUGAUCCCUACAGUUUAUUCAGAAAGAACAGGUCAUUUUUUGAUGAGAUACAAUAUGGAUUGAAUCCUGGCAAGAGAAUCACCGAUAAGUUUAGAAUGUCAAGAGGUGACCCUGAAGAAGGAUUAAAACAUAUUGCUAGAUAUGUAGAGUACUUUGAAUCUCCAUCAAAGGAAAUAUGGCUUGUAUUCAGAAAUGAAGGUGUAUCCUUGUCAAAGUUGAUAUAUACUACUGAAGAUUCAGAAAAUAUAGCUAAUGAGAGAAGGGGUGAACGAGUUAAAAAUAUACAGGUGCUUCAUCCAUCUACAUGGUGGCGUUGGCUGAGGACAACUGAAGCUGGAAAAGAGGAAAUGCGCAGUCUUAUAUGGCAGUUGUUGAUGGCACUUAAAUCCUGUCAUGAUCGAAAUAUCACCCACAGAGAUAUUAAACCAGGUGAGUACGCAUUCCUUGCACUAAAUCUGUUCAACCAUGCGAGACACAAUGGAAAAAAGCCAGUCUUUUUACUUGCCUUU